This is a messenger RNA of Aricia agestis (brown argus), 2543 nucleotides long. Its product is annotated as putative inorganic phosphate cotransporter. Gene Ontology annotation, biological process: monoatomic anion transport; transmembrane transport. Gene Ontology annotation, molecular function: transmembrane transporter activity. The record is from RefSeq and is a predicted model, not a curated record. The transcript is spliced from 9 exons. Lineage: Eukaryota; Metazoa; Arthropoda; Insecta; Lepidoptera; Lycaenidae. The coding region runs from base 116 to 1732 and encodes 538 amino acids. Gene Ontology annotation, cellular component: plasma membrane.
GUCGCUCGACAACCCGCGCGCGCAACCCGCGCUCGCAACCCGCGCCUGCAACCUCUGCGACCCGCGACCCGCGUGUGUUGUGCUUGUUGUUACUGUGUUUGGUUACAAUUACAAAAUGAAAAUGCACAUACCUAUGUUUGAUGUGGUGCCGGCGCGGCUGAACGUGGGGGUGAUGCUGUUCCUGGCGUGCUGGGUCAACUACAUGCUGCGGGUCAACAUGAGCGUCAACAUCAUCGCCAUGGUGCCCGACGACCACACCGCCUCCACAGAGAACAGCGAAUGCAAAGCUAUCGCGACCAACGACAGUCUGCUGCGGGACGACGCGGCGGAGGUGCGACAGGAGAUGAAGGCUGCCAACACAUACGACUGGACGGCGCAGCAGCAGGCGUACAUCCUCUCUAGCUACUUCUGGGGCUACGCCAUCACGUGCCUAGUCAGUGGAACAGCGGCGGAGCUGUGGGGGCCUCGCAACGUGGUGUUCUACACCAUGCUGGUCAGCGCCGUGCUGACUAUACUGACACCGCUGACAGCUAACGUACACUAUCUGAUGCUGGUGGCAGCGAGAUUCGUUAUUGGGUUGGCUGGGGGCUUCAUAUUCCCCGCCCUCCACGCCCUAGUGGCGCACUGGGCGCCGCCCGCGGAGAAGGGCAAGUUCGUGAGCGCGCUGCUGGGCGGCUCCAUCGGCACCGUGGUCACAUGGUCACUUUCCGGCCCGCUCAUUGAGAACUUCGGCUGGAGCUGGGCGUUCUAUGUGCCAGGUGUAAUCGGCGUGGUGUGGUGCGCGUUCUGGUGGUUUCUGGUGUAUGAUUCCCCUGUGCUGCACCCUCGGAUCUCCGAGGCUGAGAGGCGGUACAUCAUCGAGGCCAUUGGUGAUAAGGUGCAGCAGAGCAGCAAAGAUACGAAGAUAGUACCGCCGUUCAAGGAGAUCUUCACUUCAUUCCCGUUCUUGGCCAUGGUGAUACUGCACUACGGCAACAACUGGGGUCUAUACUUCGCGAUGACAGCCGCGCCGAAGUUCGUGUCGAGCGCACUCGGCUUCAACCUCACUUCGGCCGGGACUCUCGCUUCCCUUCCCUACCUCGCACGGAUGAUAUUCUCAAUCAUCUUCGGAGCUGUUGGUGACAGAAUCGUGCGACAGAAUAUGGUGUCAACUACGUACAUGCGCAAAUUCUUCUGUCUUUUCUCUCACGUGCUGCCCGGUUUGCUUCUCAUCGGUUUGGGUUACACGGGUUGCGCGCCCAUUCUCUCUGUUGCGCUGAUAACCUUCUCCAUGGGUUCCAACGGCGCCGCAACCCUGACCAACCUGGUUAACCACCAGGACCUCGCGCCCAAUUUUGCGGGAACCCUGUACGGCAUCGCCAAUGGUAUCGGUAACACGGCUGGAUUCGUUACGCCAUUGGUUACGGCGUACUUCACCAAACAUGGUAAUGGCUUCCUGGAAUGGCGACCGGUAUUUCUGACCGGCGCGUCUUUGUACAUCGCUUCAGCGUUAUACUUCAUGUGCUUCGGCACAGCUGAGACCCAGAGUUGGAACUUCGUGCCUGAAGAUGAGAGGAACAAGAGAAGGAGCGCCGCUUCCAACGAUACCACAGUAACCAUACCUGUUGCCACAAUCAGUAGCAAUGGUAAUAAUAAUGGCAACAGUAAGGCUAAUGGCAUAAUUAAUGGUAACAUUCACAGUAAUGGCAACACCAGUAGCAGUAACAACAACAGUAUAACUGUUAAGACAUAAUUUAUUGAUCAAUGUUCAUGGUAAUGUAAAUAUGAUCUCUGAGUACCUAUAUGAAUUUAUUUUGCUGAUAUAUAGUUGAAAUUCCAGAAAGCCUAAUGUAAAACAAUGUAUAUUUUAUAGCAGGAGAAUAUUUUCAGUGUUUUAGAAUAAUUGCAUUUUUAGAUACUUAAUCAAAACUAUGAAUUGUUAUUUAAAGUUUGUCCAUGUAAAGUAGAAAAAAACGUUGAAUUAGGUAUAACCUAUAAGGUAACAUAGAUUUACUCAUCCUUGCCGAAAAUGAAGACAAAUCAAAAGACAAAUCAAUUUUAAGUCUAUUAAAUGAAUAGCUGUAAUUACUAAUAUAGCAUAAUAUAAUAUAGGAAACAAAUAUUUUAUUUUACUUAGAAAAUGUAACUAUCAAUCUUAUUUAAAAAUGUUUAUAAUUAUAAUAAGAAUUAAGAUGAUUCCGCCCAACAGAGUGUAUUGUAGUACUUACAAGUCUGACUGUGAUGAUAAGGUCUUCGCAGAUGAGAAACUUUAGUGCACUAACGAUCAUCCAUAUAGAUUAUAGGAAUAUAAAAAGGAUUAGCAUAAGCACAGUAAAAUGUAAAAGAAGUAAGUAAGUAAAGAAGUACUGUAUUUCAGGGACAAAAAAGCAGAUUUCCUUUGACAAUAUCUUAUUUUAUUUCUUCUGUAAAAACUAAUACUAAAAACCAGUGAAUUUCACACACUAUAACCAACUGCUAAUGAAACAGAACUAAGUGUCAGAAGUCUAAAGUUUCUCGUCUGCGCUGGACCUACGAGUGAGGUUAUGAUAAAUAUUUUUACAGGA